CUAGCAAUAUUGCCUUAUAUUGAUCCACAUUUGUUGGAGAUAUGUGCUGGGAAAGAGUUUGGCUAAUGCUGCAUAAGUUUUGUUUUGACCAACAAAGUCAAAUAGAUCCUUUAAAAUGCUUAACAGGUUUUAUCAAACUAAUCCGUAUUUGCAGAAACUCAAGAAACACAUUGAGGAACCUGGAUGAGAGUGCUUGAAGGAGCCUGUUGAGGAGCGGAUGUGUGGGAGGAUAGUAAAAAGCUCAGGGAUCAGGAGAGGGCUUGAUAUAAAGGCUGACUGGGACAAGCAGACUCUCAGACUGGUGGAGCUCUGCUCAUCUUAAAGCACAAUUCCUUAAGCAACUGACCAAAGCUGACAUAGCACGACAGAGCAGAAUGAGCAUGCGCAGAGCAGUGGCUGGUUGCGUGGUGCUGGCAUGCCUGGUGGCGCUGCUGGCUGAGAGGACAGAGGGACACAUCACCUUCUUCAGCCCAAAGGAGAUGAUGCUGAUGAAGGAGCGAGAGGGUAGGAAGGACAUGGAGCCUCGAUCAGAGGACGGUCAGUUCGAGGAAGUCACCGUCCAACAGCUUCCUCAGGUCGAACGUGGUGGAAAUCCUGAUAAAACAGUGGAGAUUGCCAUCCGUCUUUCACCCAAACAGCUGGAUCAUGUGGCUCCGGUGCUCGAGGAGAUCAUCCAUGAAAUAGUGGAGGAGCGUCAGAAAGCCAAAUAGCGAGGCCAAAGACACGAGUGGAUGAACGCUGUAUAAAUUCUUCAAAAAGCACUGAAUGCCCAAAUGUUUUAUUGUGUUUUAAUGAAUCAGUCAAUAAAGGGAAGUGAUUGUGUCACAUUA
Messenger RNA from Thunnus maccoyii (southern bluefin tuna), 830 nucleotides. It is a transcript of the gene mlnl, whose product is annotated as motilin-like. Lineage: Eukaryota; Metazoa; Chordata; Actinopteri; Scombriformes; Scombridae. The record is from RefSeq and is a predicted model, not a curated record. The coding region runs from base 375 to 710 and encodes 111 amino acids. The transcript is spliced from 6 exons.